CAUAGGAACGAGCGCGCGCAUCAGCGCUAACCACUCAACCUUUUAAUUUCGGUCUCGCAAUCAACAGAUAACGUUACUUAACACCAGUUCUAAUAAGGAUAUAAACGCUUUUUGGAUGCGUCCACUAGUUGUUUUAACUUUACAGAAACAGGUCACUGUUGAAGAAGUACAUUAAAAGGUGACAGAGGGACAUGCUGUCAUUGAGCUGUAUGGAUUCGUGGGCCAAGGGCUCAGUGGGGCUUGAGGAGGAAGCAGUCAGUCCUGCUACAAAGGCCAACAACCUAAAUAACAGCAGUUCUGACAACCUUGAUGACAGCUUGACUAGUCUGCAGUGGUUGCAGGAAUUCUCUAUUAUUCCUGGAAGGCAACAGGAGAUUUCGACCAACCAACAUCAGAGCAACCUCUUUGAGCAGCAGCUGGAUGGAGAAGCCCCUACAUCUCCUCUAGCAGGUGACCUUGCCUCCAUAGGCAUGCCACUGACCCCUGGUAAGCCCACAGCAACAGCAGUUCCUGCCCUGCCCAGCUUGGUUUCACAUGGACACUGCCCAGAUGAUGUUGACUACAAGACGAACCCUCAUGUCAAGCCACCAUACUCGUAUGCCACCCUCAUAUGCAUGGCUAUGCAGGCAAGCAAGAAAAGUAAAAUCACACUGUCAUGUAUCUAUAAGUGGAUUACUGACAACUUCUGCUACUUCCGCCAUGCUGACCCUACCUGGCAGAAUUCCAUCAGGCACAAUCUUUCACUGAAUAAAUGCUUCAUAAAAGUUCCAAGGCAGAAGGGUGAGCCAGGAAAGGGUGGAUUCUGGAAGAUUGAUCCUGAAUAUGCUGAGCGACUCCUAACUGGGGCUUACAGGAAGCGAAGGAUGCCUCCAGUACAGAUUAACCCAGCUCUUAAAAAACAACUCAGAAUGAUUUCACAGCCAAUGAUGACUGUGCCAGCACAUGCCAUGGGUGUUCUCCAUGUUAGUCCAGAGUCACAGCAGCUCUUAGAAGAAUUCGAGGAAGUCAUUGGACCUGACCAGAACUGGGAUCCUUGUCUAGCGGAAAAUACUUCAUUUGAUUGCUGGAGUACAUUAAAAGGCCACAAACGAAAACAGCCAUAUAGCCCCCGGGGUGGAGGUGCCAAAGCUGUGUGUCGCUCUAGCUCCCCACUGUUGGCCCUGGAGGAACCAAAAAUUCUGGGAUCAUUAAAGGGUAAUUUUGACUGGGAUGCUCUGCUAAAUUCAACCCUGAAUGGGGAUUUGUGCCUGAAUGAGGGUGGUCCGUUGAGCCCAAUACCACAAGAUCAGGACCUCAUGGUACAUGGCAUUCAUGUAAGCUCCCUGGAGACCUAUGUUAGUACUGCAGAGAGCAUGCUAAUAGAAACACAAAAGGACAGUGAUGUAGACUUUGACGAGGAGACAUUUUUAGCCACAGAGUUUUUACAAAGCCCUUGGACAGAGGAAGAAGAGGGAACCCAAUCUGAUUUUCUUUCUACUUCAACUGUUAACAUUAACCAACUCUUUGAUCUUGGAGACUCACUCAGUGACAACAUUGCUAAUAAAAUUGAAUCUCUUCUCUAAGGAUGUCAUCAGUAUCUCUCAAGACAGAUAAUCUAUAACAUAUACCAGUGACAUAUUUUGAAAAGUAGAAUGGAGAGGUCUAAGCUGUUUUAUCCAAAGAGUACCAACUUUGUUCUAUAGCAUUUUUUUUAAAUCAAUUUGUAUUAUUUUAUUAUAUUUGGCAAGUGAUCUGUCUAAGAGCCAGUGAUCAAAAACUGCCACAACAGUGGGUUCUUGGGAAAAUCCAUUUUUUUACUAGGCUGUGAAACUAAACUAAGCAAUAAUGGAAUUACUGAAUGAACCAGUGCAUAAAUAAAUGUCAAAAGUCCUCGGUUUUUGUGUUUGUUUACAGACUAGAUGUUAAUUUGAACUAAUUGCAAUUAAAAUCAAGCAAUAAAUAUGGAUUUGUAGCAUCUACAAAUUACAAGGAUAUGUAAAUGUAAUUGUUUAUUGCAAUUAAGGUACCUGUUUGGAAGGAGUAAAAUAAAAUAUGCAAAUAAACAUAUACCACAAUAAUAAUACUGGACUCUUAUGAGAUUUCAUAAACUGAAAUCAUUUUUAUUUACAUACAACAGUAAAUGUGGAUAGAGGGUUCACAUUGUGUAUUCCAGUCAUAUACUAACAAAAAAUACUAGCAAUCCUGUGUCAGAAUAGCACCCUGGAAUGUGGUCAAUAUAGGA
Clarias gariepinus (North African catfish) is the source of this 2221-nucleotide messenger RNA. It is a transcript of the gene foxj1a, whose product is annotated as forkhead box J1a. The record is from RefSeq and is a predicted model, not a curated record. The transcript has 3 exons. Gene Ontology annotation, molecular function: DNA-binding transcription factor activity; sequence-specific DNA binding. Gene Ontology annotation, biological process: regulation of DNA-templated transcription. NCBI's taxonomy places the organism in Eukaryota, Metazoa, Chordata, Actinopteri, Siluriformes, Clariidae. Bases 192 to 1562 code for a protein of 456 amino acids.